GAACAGCUGGAACAAUGCAUCCAGGGGACGUAGCUGCAAGAUUGCUGCUUUUUCUGGCAGCAAAUGGGACCGCGGUCCUCGAUUGUUUCUGCAACCACGUUAACGGCGGAUACCAAAGCAACGGCCUGAACGGACUCAACUUCGCUGAAAUAACGAUAUGGCUGAACUACUGCCACUAUCCGAGAGCUUACUCGCUGUUGGAGACGUGCGAGAACCUCGACGCGCUGUUGGCCGUGGUGCCUGCGGUCGCAAGCCUGGUGCAGCCGCCCACAGACGUGGAGCAGUGCGCCGGCGCCCCGGCUGUGAUCCGGGGGCUCACGGGACAUACGCCCAGGGACGAGGCGUUCACCACGGAACACAGCUGCCUCGUCGCUGACGACUGCAUCGACUCCUGUUACGCGCAGGGGUACGUAGAUCGUUGGGUGUCACGACAACUAAUCGAACAUCUUGUACUCUUCUCCUCCUCCAAAUUUGUUCUGCGUGCCAUCACCCUAAAACAAGGCCCGUGGAGCAGAUGA
Schistocerca cancellata (South American locust) is the source of this 518-nucleotide messenger RNA. RefSeq lists its product as uncharacterized. The record is from RefSeq and is a predicted model, not a curated record. The coding region runs from base 15 to 518 and encodes 167 amino acids. The transcript has 2 exons. Lineage: Eukaryota; Metazoa; Arthropoda; Insecta; Orthoptera; Acrididae.